This is a messenger RNA of Salvia miltiorrhiza (redroot sage), 997 nucleotides long. Its product is annotated as protein CURVATURE THYLAKOID 1B, chloroplastic. The transcript is spliced from 5 exons. Bases 377 to 874 code for a protein of 165 amino acids. Gene Ontology annotation, cellular component: thylakoid; chloroplast thylakoid membrane. The record is from RefSeq and is a predicted model, not a curated record. Lineage: Eukaryota; Viridiplantae; Streptophyta; Magnoliopsida; Lamiales; Lamiaceae.
UUGGAAUACCAAAACGUUUGGUCUAUGAUCAACCCAAUAUACAUUAAUUUCCUCCAAAAUAAAUCGUCCAUUUUCGCAAUGGGAAGAAACCCAAUAGUAGUAUUUGUUUCGAUUAAGCAGUUGCAAACAGGGACCUGAAAUAUUUUAUCCAUUACAUCACCAUAAAAUGGCUAUCCGACUGCCACGCCAUCAAACGACAUAUCCAAAAGAUUCGUACGAGUGGUAUUGGUGAGUCCAAGCUUUUUCAAUUUCUUUUAAAAAUAAUAAAGAAAAAGAAACAAAAGCAAUGCUUAGAAUAGGAGUGAUAGAGAAACAAGAAAUUAAAGGUAUAGCAAGAGAAGAGGUGAGCUAGCUUGCUUAAUUGUAUGAGAUAGGUAUGGCCUCAACAACAUGCACCCCUCUCUCUCUUUCUUCUUCAUCCAAGGCUCCUCCUCGUCUUCAACCACCAGCAGCCGCCCAAUGCGUCGCGGUGGCUCCUCCUCCUCUCGCCAAGACCACGUCCUACCGGCCUGCAGGUAGGAAGAUCGGGCGGAAUGUGGCGGCCAUGGCUACUGGAGAGGCGUCGGCUGAAGUGGUUAAUGUUGGCAGCGCUGAGACUCCAGAAAUAGUUGAAAAAAUUCAGCAAGCCUGGGAGAAAGUUGAAGACAAGUAUGCCGUUACUUCUCUGGUGGUGGCGGGAGCAAUUGGACUCGUUGCUUGUGCCGGAGUCAUCUCGGCUAUUGACAAGCUUCCACUCAUACCUGGAGUUCUGGAGCUCGUAGGAAUUGGAUAUACUGGCUAUUUUGCAUAUAGAAAUCUGGCGUCUAAACCAAACAGGGACGCACUGAUUCAGAAAAUCAAAGGAACGUACAAUGAUGUAAUUGGGAGCAGCUGAAACCACCUACCGAUGUAACAUAUACUACAUUUUAAUUACCAUUUCCGCUCGCCUGUAAUUCUCAUCUUCAUCUCCCUUUUUUUUUUCUUUCUAAUUUAAUAAAAAUAGUAAUUUUUGGACAUA